AUGGAAAUUAAUAACCAAAGUGCUAUUUCUAAAACUAAAUUCAGGUUAUUGGGUUUGUCCAGUACACCUGAACAUCAGAUGUUCAUCUUUUGGAUAUUUGCUGUCAUCUAUGCAUCAGCUUUGGCUGGCAACUUUCUCCUGAUUCUUGCCAUUGGCAUUUGUAGCAAACUCCACACACCUAUGUACUUCCUUUUGGUCAACCUCUCUGUGGUCAAUGUGUGCUCUAUCUCAGUGACCGUUCCCAAAAUGCUUCAGAACAUUCUGGACCAGAAAAGGACCAUCUCAUUCUUAGGCUGCAUUGUUCAAGUGUUUCUUUUCGUCUGGGCUCUGGGGACAGAGAUUCUCUUGCUUUCAUUUAUGGCUUUUGAUCGGUAUGCUGCUAUUUGCCAGCCAUUGCAUUACACGGUCAUUAUGAAGAAAGAGGUGUGUGUUGGAAUAGCCACUGGAGCAUGGGUUAUAGGAAUGGCCAACUCUGCAGUUCAUGCUGGCCUUUUGCUGAGGUUGUCCUUCUGUGAGUCUGAAGAUAUCAACCAUUUUUUCUGUGACCUGCCUCCACUAUGGAAGCUCUCUUGUUCUGACAUCAGCCUUAAUGAAAUAAUGGCUUUUGCAGCUGACGUGACCUUUACAAUGAGUAGCUGUACUCUGACCUUAAUAUCUUAUCUACUUAUUUUGAGAACUAUCAUCAAGAUCCAAUCAGUCAAAGGGAAGAAGAAAGCAUUCUCUACUUGUUCCUCCCAUCUCCUAGUAGUAAGCUUUUAUUUUUCUACCAUUAUCUACACAUAUGCUAAGCCGUCCACUCCCAAUGAUGAAGAAGAAUACAAGAACAUUGCUAUAAUUUACUCUGUGGUGACCCCAGUGCUUAAUCCAAUUAUAUAUUCCCUUAGAAAUAAAGAGGUUAAAGAGACUCUAACAAAAUUAUUAUGGAGAAAGAAAACCUUCCAACAAAAAUGA
This is a messenger RNA of Python bivittatus (Burmese python), 951 nucleotides long. Its product is annotated as olfactory receptor 13G1-like. The record is from RefSeq and is a predicted model, not a curated record. Gene Ontology annotation, cellular component: membrane. NCBI's taxonomy places the organism in Eukaryota, Metazoa, Chordata, Lepidosauria, Squamata, Pythonidae. Gene Ontology annotation, biological process: G protein-coupled receptor signaling pathway. Gene Ontology annotation, molecular function: olfactory receptor activity; G protein-coupled receptor activity.